UUUGUUAAAGCAUUGAUCAAAAUGGGAAAGAUUAUCUUCUACGAAGACAGAAACUUUCAAGGGCGCUCUUAUGAGUGCAGCGCAGACUGCUCUGAUUUGUCUUCAUACUUUAGUCGUUGCAACUCUGUUCGAGUUGAAAGUGGAAACUGGAUUCUCUAUGAGCACCCAAGCUACAAAGGAAACCAGUAUUACCUUAGAAGGGGAGAAUAUCCCAAUUUUCAGCAAUGGUUGGGUUUUAAUGACUCUGUGAGAUCAGUCCACCUGACUCCUCAACACCGAGGUCCAUUCAGGAUGAGGAUCUAUGAGAAAGAAGACUUCAGAGGUCAGAUGAUGGAGUUUACUGAAGACUGCCCUCAUGUUUAUGAGCAAUUCCGUUACCAUGAUCUAAAUUCCUGUAAUGUGCUUGAUGGUCACUGGGUUUUCUAUGAGGAGCCCAACUACAAGGGACGUCAAUAUUACCUGAGACCUGGAGAAUACAGAAAAUAUAGUGACUGGGGAGCCGUGAACUCAAGAGUUGGCUCAUUCAGAAGAGUGCAAUAUCUCUAUUAGAAUGUUUAAAAUACUUAAAUGGUUUUACUGAUCUUAAAUUUUCAAGCAAUAAAAAAUAUAUUUUAAAGCAACA
Molecule: messenger RNA, 622 nt
Organism: Pelobates fuscus (common spadefoot toad)
Lineage: Eukaryota; Metazoa; Chordata; Amphibia; Anura; Pelobatidae
Product: gamma-crystallin 1-like
Exons: 3
Coding region: 22-549 (175 amino acids)
Biological process (GO): visual perception; lens development in camera-type eye
Molecular function (GO): structural constituent of eye lens
Source: RefSeq, a predicted model, not a curated record